This is a messenger RNA of Megalops cyprinoides (Indo-Pacific tarpon), 1512 nucleotides long. Its product is annotated as serine/threonine-protein phosphatase PP1-beta catalytic subunit-like. NCBI's taxonomy places the organism in Eukaryota, Metazoa, Chordata, Actinopteri, Elopiformes, Megalopidae. Gene Ontology annotation, molecular function: protein serine/threonine phosphatase activity. The coding region runs from base 81 to 1064 and encodes 327 amino acids. The record is from RefSeq and is a predicted model, not a curated record. The transcript has 8 exons. Gene Ontology annotation, cellular component: nucleus; cytoplasm. Gene Ontology annotation, biological process: regulation of circadian rhythm; circadian regulation of gene expression.
GUGGGUUUAUUUCGGAUCCCGCUGGCGCUCUCUGCUGGUCACCGGGGGGAAGGCGAUUCCGCUUCACUUCUCAGAGGAAAAUGGCGGAAGGCGAGCUGAAUGUGGACAGCAUCAUCUCCCGACUCCUGGAAGUGCGAGGAUGCCGUCCCGGGAAGAUCGUGCAGAUGACGGAGGCGGAGGUGCGGGGGCUCUGCAUCAAGUCCCGCGAGAUCUUCCUCAGCCAGCCCAUCCUGCUGGAGCUGGAGGCGCCGCUCAAGAUCUGCGGUGAUAUCCACGGGCAGUACACAGACCUGUUGCGGCUCUUUGAGUACGGGGGCUUCCCCCCAGAGGCGAAUUACCUGUUCUUGGGCGACUAUGUGGACCGAGGGAAGCAGUCGCUGGAGACCAUCUGUCUGCUGCUGGCCUACAAGAUCAAAUACCCCGAGAACUUCUUCCUGCUGAGGGGCAACCACGAGUGUGCCUCCAUCAACCGCAUCUACGGCUUCUACGACGAGUGCAAGCGCAGAUUCAACAUCAAGCUGUGGAAGACCUUUACCGACUGCUUCAACUGCCUGCCCAUCGCUGCCAUCAUCGACGAGAAGAUCUUCUGCUGCCACGGAGGUUUGUCUCCUGACCUGCAAUCUAUGGAGCAGAUCCGUCGGAUCAUGAGGCCCACUGAUGUUCCUGAUACAGGUCUGCUGUGUGACCUGCUCUGGUCGGAUCCAGAUAAGGAUGUUCAGGGGUGGGGGGAGAAUGACCGCGGCGUGUCCUUCACCUUUGGGGCCGAUGUGGUCAGCAAGUUCCUCAACCGCCACGACCUGGACCUCAUCUGCAGAGCGCACCAGGUGGUGGAGGAUGGGUAUGAGUUCUUUGCAAAGCGGCAGCUGGUGACGCUGUUCUCAGCUCCCAACUAUUGCGGGGAGUUUGACAACGCGGGGGGGAUGAUGAGCGUGGACGAGUCUCUCAUGUGCUCCUUUCAGAUCUUAAAGCCGUCAGAGAAGAAAGCCAAGUACCAGUACGGGGGUGUGAAUUCGGGGCGGCCUGUCACCCCUCCACGCACCACCCAGGCCCCCAAGAAGAGGUGAGCGGCCGGCCCCACCCUCCCACUGCGCCCGCCUAACCCUCUCCUCUGCCUGCGGGGGCGCUGUGGCCCCUCUCACUCUCUUACACACGUGUACAUAUACAUUUUGCCGUGACCGAUCUCUUCUUUCGCUUGUUGGUUUGUUGGUAUUUCAGUAUUAAUAUCAUUAGUGGGCUGGUGUUGCUCGGCUCGCGGUACUUUGGGGUGCAGUGUGUCCCGGACCCUGCCUGCAGGGGAUACAGGUGAAGGGCACCUGUGGGGCCGCAGUGAACACGUCUCACCUGUCAGCCCCGCCUCGGUCACUGACCGUGCCCGGAGUGAGGCAGCAUGAUUCCACAGGGAGGAACACUCAAACACAGUCAGUAACAGAACCAAGAUCAUGUUGCACCCACAUAUACACAUGUACACACACACGCACACACACACGCACACACACACACACACACACACAC